UGUCAGAUAUCAAUUUUGAAAUUUAAAAGUUUUAUUCUUAUAUCAAAUUUGUUUUUGUUUUUAAAUAUCGUCUUAGAUGGUACAUAUGUAAAUAGUAAUUUCCCGGUAAAAGUUAGUCUUGUUCUAAUUGUGAAGUUUCUAAAUUAAUCUAGAAGGUUCAUUCAUUUAAAUGAUAUGAAUCUUACAGACCAAGCAAAUAGCACUAAUUCAAGAACAUUGCAAGCUGUAAAUGAGGUUCUACAAUCUGCGAAACUCUCAAGAGAAGAUGUACUUUCCACAUCCCAAACUGUUUUCUUUACAAAUGAAAAAAUAGAUGACAACUCCUUUCGACUUUUAGAAUUAAACAACGAAAUACUCAAAAGCAUUGAGAAUGGCGAGAAGUUAUGCAUAAAAGGCUGUGAUGAUGACGACUUGGUUAUAUGUUCUGAAAAAGUGACCUUUCAAGUUACUAGUGCAGAGACUUCAAACAGUUUGCUACUAGUAAAACCACUAAAAUUUUUUGAGGAUCUUAAAGACAGUUCUUCAGAACAGGUAGAAAAGAUAAAAGUGUAUAAAAUUUUUAAUGAGUGCCUUGAAGCUAAUGUGAGUAAACUUUGCCUUAAAAGGCUUUAUGAAAUUCUCUCAAAAACUGUAUAUCGAGGGCCAGAAUAUGAAAGCGAGAUUGACCAAAACCAGUUGUUUACAUUAGAUGAGUUGAAGAACUGCAUUCAAGCUUCAGAUGCCGAACUAAUAGAUGCUAUACAGUCAAUGGAUAUUUUUGAAAUCAAUGGGUUUUUAAGAGAACUGGAUUUUGAAUACCAUUUCAGGGUUUUAUCCUAUAUGUUAAAACUAAUAGAUGAAAAUUCAUGGGCCCUUGACACCAUUGAUUAUAAUGAAACCUGUGAGUCAUUAGAGGAAAUUAUACCUAAAGAAAUUAUAAAAUGUAUAUUUGAAAAGUAUACCACAGAAACAAGGAUAAUAGAUGGUAUGCAGAUGUACCAAUACAAGGAGGAGCGGGUCUGUAAAUUCUUCGCUCGUGUUAUUUUAAAAACUGCAGAGAAAUUUAAUUUGGAUGAGUUCUUACAAGCAUGGAAGGAAUCUGUACCUGAAGGAAUGGUUCCUAAAGAAGAAAUGCUUUAUGGGAUAGCCAUUAUAGACAGAAACUCAAAACCAAAAGUCAUAUGGUCCUUUGAAGAGUCCUCACUACCAGAUAAUAUUAAUGAGAGAUUUAAAGUUCUUUUUAAAGCCAAGGACAAAUGGACUGUUCCUGAAAUAGCUCCAUAUAUUAAACCUUUGGCGACUGCUAAAUUGGAUGUCAAUGCUUUGUUGGCAAAACAUGCAAGGGCCUCCCUAUCUGACAUGAAGGAUACCACAGGGAAUAAAAUUAAAUAUUAUUCAGACAGGCAUUCAAGAUAAAAUUUAGGUUGUUUUCAUAUUUGUCUAUUUAUACAUGAAUAAUUGAGAUGUCUGUCAGAAUUGUCAUAAACUUGGGUCAAUACAUGAGUAUAAAAUGUUCAAUUAACAAAGUAAAGUAUAAUAUUGCACAUGUACUAAA
Molecule: messenger RNA, 1534 nt
Organism: Anthonomus grandis grandis
Lineage: Eukaryota; Metazoa; Arthropoda; Insecta; Coleoptera; Curculionidae
Product: sister chromatid cohesion protein DCC1
Exons: 1
Coding region: 175-1395 (406 amino acids)
Biological process (GO): maintenance of mitotic sister chromatid cohesion; mitotic sister chromatid cohesion
Cellular component (GO): chromosome, centromeric region; Ctf18 RFC-like complex; chromatin
Source: RefSeq, a predicted model, not a curated record